Molecule: messenger RNA, 3390 nt
Organism: Acanthocheilonema viteae
Lineage: Eukaryota; Metazoa; Nematoda; Chromadorea; Rhabditida; Onchocercidae
Source: the annotation of a GenBank genome assembly
AUGGUCACUUUAGUACAAUUGGUAAAUGAGGAGCGCUACAAGAAUUUCCGACCAGUACUUGAUAAAUAUGUGGAGAAUUUUCAUUCCACUGUAGCAUUUUUAAAAUUAUUACCAGUUCUUCGUGAAAGAAUUGAAAAUGCAGAAGACACGCAUGAAAGAUCAUUAAAUACGAUGAAAAGUCUUGGCACCCUCAUUAAAUUGAUUGUUAGAUCAAAAUUGUGCAGUGACAGACUUGGUAUGGCGUCAAAUAAUUUCCAACUUUUGAUCAAUGAACUGCUGGAAGCAUUUGUUGUAUUUAUGCAAAAUAAACGAGUACGUAUGACUUGUCAAAAUAUGGCACUGAAACAUAUACCAGCAAUCAUUCCACAUCUUACCUACUAUGAUGUUUAUAACAGCGAUGAUCUCACGAAUUUCUUGAUACGGUUAAUGGAUCAUCUUGGUGAAAACAUAAGUUCAAGGUGUCGUUUGAAUUUCCUUAAAGAUGUAGUGCAAACAGAGCAUUUCAUCCAAGAGGAAAACCGAAAGAAGCUGUUACCGAAGAUCAUUGAAAAAGUUGUGGAAGAACUCGAAACUUCUGACUUCGUCCAUUUGCAAGACGUUGUGUGUGAUCAGUCCAAGAUGGAGGAAUGCAUUUCAGCAAGCGCUGAUAUAAUGUUUUAUAUCAUUGAGCGCCUUUUUUGCUGCACGAAUGCCGCUCAUGAGCAAGGAAGUGAGGAAGAACUUUAUUUCAUUGUAUGGAAAUCAUUUCGUACCAUAGUUCAGACGACAAUCAUUUUGAUAAAUGCAAAAUAUUCUGCUUCUGUGUUUUGCGCGCUUACGAUUACAAUUCUCAGCAAAUUGUCGGCACAAAUGUACAAAAUAUAUUUGGAAAGUCAUGCUACCCGUAUUGAUAAACAUGAUUUAUUGAUGGAACUUGUUCAUUUGUUUCGUGAUCUCAUCAACAAGUCACCAUUCCCAUCGUCUUGGUUUCAGAUGAUACUAUUACAGAAUAGGAUGAUUUUGAAAACAAUGAAAUUUAUCAUGUCGACAAUCGUUGAGCACUUUCAUGACGAUCAAUUCAAUGCUGAACUUUGGCGAGAAUACAUGUUGACGAUGGUCGCCCUUUGCACACAAAAAGCUCUCCAGCUGGGCUCAUCAACAAUUAGUGAAAGGCGAUCACGACUUUUAUCAUGCCAACCGGAUUUGAGAAGAAUAGCAGUUGCAGACUUGCGGUCUAUGUGGUUUCGAUUAUCAAUGGCCCAAAAGAUCCUGUUUGUACCGUCUAUGAUUGGUUCUUAUCUUCGAGUGGCUCUAGUUGAUGACGAUGUUGUGCGUGAAACUGUUAUCCCCAUAUUUUUCGAUAUGCUUCAAUGUGAAUUCCACUUAUCACCAUUGCGCAAUUUUUCCAAAUUUGCAAACGAGACUAUAAUACAACUAGACUGUUUGGUUGACGAAGACUGUGGCGGAGAAAAAUUCAAGGAGCAGUUGCAUAAUAUCAUGAUGGAUAUGAGCCGAUCAGAUACGGAUCUUGUUGCAGAAGGCUGCAAAUUUGUGGCUUUAGUUGAUACUCUUCUACAACAUCUUUUUGAAUAUCGUGAAGUACGAACAAAUGGUUACUGUAUAGAAAACGGAAUGGAUCGAACUGUUGAAUUGUUGAAAUUUUAUAAACUCAUUGGUCAAGCUGAUCUUUAUGUCAGUUACGUUUAUAAACUCUAUGAUCUUCACAUGCUCAGCAACAAUAAAAUUGAGGCAGCUUUCACACUUCUGAAACAUGCUGAAACAUUGUCGUGGGCGGAGUGUGAAUUACCGACUGCAGUUCUGGAUGCACAUUUAAAUCGGCAGUGUGGUACACAGCGUCAGCUCAAAGAAGCACUUUAUAAUGAAGCUGCCAAUCUUUUUGAUGAAAAAGAAUUGUGGGAAGAAUCUAUUGGUAUUUUAAAAGAACUUACAUUUCAAUAUGAAAAGAAUUAUGAAUACGAGAAAUUACCAAGUCUUCUGCAGCGUCUUGCUGAACUGUAUCACAAAGUAAGUACACAAGGACGAGUUGCAUGCACGUAUUUCCUCGUUGGAUUUUAUGGCCUCAAUUUUCCUGGCUAUUUGAACAAUCGACAAUUCAUCUAUCGUGGAAAUGAAUGCGAAGCUAUUGUCAGUUUUCGCCAUCGAAUGCUAUCAACUUUUCCUGGUGCUCAGUUAAUUAAUACAAUGGAUGAAUGUUCGCAUCUUUCGAAGCACGACAAUAAAUUUUUGCAAAUUUUCCCUGUUAAACCGCUUUUUGAAAGUUGUUGGGAAAAGAAAUGUAGCAAUCGUCUAAUUCGAUGGUAUUUCAAAAACAAUAGGGUACAAAAAUUUGAAUUUUGUAAAGGCGAAAUUCGAAAAGGAACAAAAUGGACAGAACUGGAAGAUAGCGAAAUUAUGCGGUCAUGGGUAAUUCGACGAUCAGUUUCUAUUGAAGAACAAUUGCCCAACAUAUUACGUUGGUCGCAAAUUACCGCUUUUUCUGAUCUAAUUGAAUGCUCUCCACUGAUGGAAGCUGUGACAACAAUGCAGAAAAACAAUGAAGAAAUGGAAGAAAUGGCACAUGUGGUGCUUUCUACACCUUUAGAAUCAGUUGUCCCACUGGGAGGCAAAAUUCGAGGCAUUGUGCAGGCAUUUGUACAAGGAGGAAUCAAAAACUACAAAAUAUUUUUCUCUGAUCGAUGUGCAUCAGUUUUGACAUCCGAAGAGCAUGAGCUCGUGCGUCAAUUGAGGACAUUAAUCAGAAACCAGGUACCAAUUUUGGAGUUUUGCUUAUAUGCACAUGCAUCUCGAGAUCACCAAGUGAAUGUUCAGUUUCACGAGUCCCUUGUAACUUCUUUUUACGAAUAUAAAGCAAAUAUUGAAAAGCAAUUUGGAAAAGUGGCCUCACAGCUGCCGCCGGGUUGUUCCAUCCAUCUAUCGCAACAGAAAGGAGAUGAGCGAAGAGCAAGCAGCUUUGAAACCUCAAGCACUCCGUCGGUCAUGAGUGUAUUUAAAAGAGGUGGUGGUGCUACGAAAAGUGGAAGAACAACUCCCAGGAAAUCAAGCGGUCUAAAAUCGGAUCUGAAAAGUGCGUUCGAGAAUGGAAUUGCGAAACGAAUUUCGUCGUCAUCCGAUCGCAGCUUUGACUAUAAUUCCAAUGAAAAUAAUUCCGCUUCUCGAUCGACAGUUGAUUUUUCACGUUUUGAACAUCCACUGAAAUCAAUUUCUUCGUCAUCCUUGCAAAUGACAGAAGAUGAUGCAACUCUUAAAUCGGUGAAAGUAGCCGAGAGACCAACUGAUACUCAAAUCGUACCACCUCCCUUACCUCCGCGACAUACGAAAAUAUCGCUUUUGGCUCCUCAGCAUUUCGGUACCCUUUCAUUUCCAUUGGAAGCUUCUCAUCACAAUAUAUAA